Lymnaea stagnalis (great pond snail) is the source of this 5518-nucleotide messenger RNA. The record is from the annotation of a GenBank genome assembly. Lineage: Eukaryota; Metazoa; Mollusca; Gastropoda; Lymnaeidae.
AUGCCUUUUGGACAAGUUGUUGUGGGACCUCCAGGGUCUGGAAAAACCACCUAUUGUUUAGGUUGUAUUUUUAAUGUUCAAAUUUAUUAUCUUUAUAAAAUGAUAUUUAAGAUUAACUAAAUUCAAUGUACAAUGUUAAAAAAAUGUAGUGUGAUACAUGGGGGUCUUGCUGUGAUCAUAAAACACAGUGCUAUUACUCCUUUCAUCUCACCCCCACACUGCAACACCAAAAGUUAAACCUGAGUUAACAAUGACAUCCAACAAGAUAAAAAUGUUCUUCUAACUUUCUGUAAAUGUAAUAGACAUUGAAACUUAUUGAACAGAUGUUUCUUGCGCAAAUGUUAGGAAAAUGGGAUUGUAAAAACGUUUCAUCAUUAAACAAAGAUCAUUUAAAAAGUUUGCUUUGCAGUGUGACAUUGAAUUUAAAAAAAACAAAAUUUUUCAUGUAAAUCCUGUAUAAAAUUUAAUAUCUAGCAAUAUUGGGGUGCAGCUGAAAAUUUGACAAAACAUGCAUUUAAGUUAAGCACUUUAUAAGAAUCCCAAUUAGUGCUCCCCACCCCCCUCAAGGCUUGCAACUACAUAUUUUUUUCACGCCCCUGAACUAAAUUAAUAUUCUAAUGUCCAACACAGCUUUUACAUAAGUUUUAUUUCACCAAAUGUAUCUGUAAAACAGUCAUUCUCAACCUUUCUAAAGCCACGACCCUUUAACACAGUUCCUCAAGUUGUGGUGACCCCCAAACACAAAUUUAUUUCGUUGCUACUUCAUAAAUAUGUCUUAGGCAACCCCUGUGUAAGGGUCUUUUGAAACCCUAAAGGGAUCGCUACCCACAGGUGGAGAACCGCUGAUCUAGGCUAACCAUAUAAUACUUUAAAAAAACAAUUCGAUUUAAAAACUUUCAAAUUUAAAAAAAAAGGAUAAUAGGCCUUUUCACUUAUUUUACAGAAAUCUAAUCAAUUUAAAAAUCUGAACUUUAUCAAAUGUCUAUUUAUUUGCUGAAGUUGUAUAUGCACAAUGCGUAACACAGUGGUCCUCAACCUUUCUAAUCCCCCGACCCUUUAAUACAGUUUGUCGUGUCUUGGCGACCCCCAGCCACACAAUUAUUUUCGUUGCUACUUCAUAAUUGUAAGUAUAUGUGUUUUCAGAUGGUCUUAGGUGACCCACAGGUUGAGAACUGCUGCCAUAAAACAAAAGAUAAUUUUAAGCACCAAGCGGAUUUGCGAUAUUUUAAAGAAUCUCAUAAAGAACAAUUGUCAGUAAUUUUAUUUUGUGAAAUCCCUGGCAUCUGGUAGCGUUAAAACUGAUUUUUGGGGGUUGCGGGUAGGGCUGAAAAUUUGAUAGAAUGGGUUCUCAUCAGCAAAGAGUCUAUGUGCCAAGUUUCAGCUCGAUAAAUUGACAUGAAGUGGGUCAGUUAGCCUUCUGAAUAUUUUGCCACAAAGCCAACAAGAAACACAAACAAAAGUGAAGGUUUUAAAAAAUAGUUUCCAUUUGUAGUUUACUUCUUUACGUAAUAGUAUAAUUUUACUUAAGAUGAAGCAUUUGUUCGCACAACUUUAUUUCUUCUAGAUAAAGACUGCCACUGACAAUAGUAAGAGGAAUCUAGAUUUUACUCUACAUGAAUAUUUUCAAACUAUCAUUUUAUAGCUUUAUCCUAACCCACACUGUUACGCACUGACUUGUAUUGGGAGAAAUUAAUCUCCUAUUUUAAUUGGCUCGUUGUAAACAGUGCCUAACAAAGGACGAUGCCAUAAGAGUCAACAAAAUUAAAGAUACGACACCCAAAACAGUUGCCAGUUACAAUUAAUAAGAUUUAUUAAGUCUUAUUAUAAUUACAAAAGAAAAUAAAAUAUAAUGACAAUCUUCAACUUACAGUAUGGUAGAUCUUGUACCGGUACAAAGGUAACACAGUUCGUAUAAUGUGCCAAUGAAUAAUGAUUAAAUGCCAAAUAAACACAUAUAAGUAUGAGCACACAAAUACACAAAGAAUAAUACACAAGGAAUAAUACACGCCUCAUAAAGUUAACAAUAUCUAACUGAAUCUCCUUCCUUCCGAGCCUGUCAAUCCCUUAUAUAGGUGGGUCUACAGAUGCCUAAGCCCUGCCUUCGAGAAGCUACCCAGCAUUUCUAGAACAAUCACAAUCAUUCUACAAAAUACUAUUUAGAACAGAUUAAUUAUUUUUAGUGGCUGUCGGCAUCAACACGACAGAUCAAAAGACUAAGCCACACCUAUCUGUGAACACAGCGUCUCAUGCUGGGUCAAUCAGAGUGCACGCACGAGAAAAAUUAUGUAAACAAGCUCUUUAUAACACACACAUUAUAUUUAAUUCUAAAGACUUCAUCAUGGCCAUGUGCAUCACAUCCUCAUUUGGAUCCAUAAAACUGCACUUGUAUGAUGCACAACCACAAAUUGCUCUGGUUAAUUCCAUUAGCCAAAUUUGAAGGACUUCAAAGAAUCCCAAUUAGUGCUCCCCACCCCCCUCAAGGCUUGCAACUACAUAUAUAGCCAUAGUAUUAGCAACUUCUUUGUUAGUGUAACAUUUUCAGAUCUAUUUAAUAUUAUUAACAUUAUUUUGAUUUCUCAACAUUUCAGGGAUGUCUCAGUUUUUGAAAUCUUUGGGGAGAGACGUUGCUGUAAUCAACAUGGAUCCAGCCAAUGAUUCUUUGCCAUAUCCUUGUGCUGUUGAUAUCUCUGAGCUCAUAUCUCUUGAGGAUGUCAUGACACACUUACGACUAGGUCCCAAUGGUGGUCUGGUAUAUUGCAUGGAAUUCCUUGAGAAAAAUUUUGACUGGCUAAAAGAAAAGUUGGACGCAAUUAAAGACAAGUACCUCUUGUUUGACUUCCCUGGACAGGUACAAAAUUUAGAUCAAGAAACCCUGUUUAUGUACAACCAACAAGUUUUAUAGUGAGGGUUAAAUUUGCCUUGCUUACUAAAAUCAAUUAUUUUGUUCUGCACUUAGUUUCAUGCUGUUCAUGUUAACUCCACAGGUUGAACUUUAUACACAUCACAAUUCCGUAAAAACUCUACUCGAACAACUCACUACAUGGGACUUUCGUUUAACAGCUGUUCACUUAGUCGAUUCCCAUUACUGUACAGACCCUGGGAAGUUUGUAGCUGUUUUACUCACUUCCCUCAACACUAUGUUACAGGUAUUGUGUUUAAAAAUAGUGUAAUGUUAAUUAUUGUUUUGUCAACUUUAAAUCCAAAAGUUUGUACCUUAGUGUCUUAAUUCCUACCAUAAACGCUUGAAACCAGAUAAAACAUCAAUGUGCCCCCUCUGGAGACAUCCAAAUGAGACAGUAACACAUCGCCUCUUCCACUGACCAGCACUUAUGGGCUUAUGCCUAAACUGCCUACAAAAAACACCAGACUACACCCAGGGCCGGCCUUAGGCCACUGCAAACUAUGCGGCCACAGUGGGCCCCGCACUUUUUUUUCUGAUACAAAAUCUUAAUUUUAACUUAUUAUCCUUAUCCCUACCCAGACUGGGCCCAGCGCAAUCCGUUUCGCAUAAGGCCCCGCAAUUGUUAGGGCCGGCCCUGACUACACCAACACCCUAUAUAGAAACAAAGAAUAGCUGUGUUGAAGAAGGGCUAAAUUCUUCACUAUGGCUGCAGGCUGAAGGGCACUUGCCCAAAUCGCCACUGGCUCUGAAUGAUGAGGAUGAUUUGUCUUAGUUUAAAAAAACACUUAAAGUGUUUGACAUAUAAUUAUUAUGUAUUACUUUUACUUUAGACAAACCAUUUUAAUUUAUUUUAUGAAAUUAAUUAGCAAAAAUGAAAAUUCUAAUAAGACAGAAAUAGAUUUUAUUAAUGUAAAUAACAAUAGUUCUUUUAUUGAUCUUUUAUUGAAGCAACUGUAUCAAGUGUAUUUCCUUUUAUAGUUGAGCCUCCCCCAUGUGAAUGUGUUAUCCAAAGUUGAUUUGAUAGAAAAGCAGGGCAGACUAGCUUUUAAUCCUGACUUUUACACUGAUGUCUUAGACCUAGGAUAUUUGCUAAAUCUGCUGCAGGUAAGGUUAUAUUAGUUUAGCAAUAAAUGCAAUGAGCCAGAUUUGUUCAUACCUUUCCAUAAUAAAUUUUGUAUUUGUUAGAGAUGGAGCUUGCAGUUGCAGUAGAGUUAAAGUUCCUUGUAGAAUUACAUCAAAUGUGACUAAGUUAUUAAUUCAAAUACAUUCAUUGCUUACGGUUUUUUUUCCAUUAAAUCAACUCAUAGUUAUAUUUAUUAUUUAUUGUCACUGUAUCUAAUCUGGUUAAAUAUGAUUCUUUACAGACAAAAAUAGCAUCGAAUAUUUGACAUUGAAAAUUUUUUUUUUAAAUUUUUAAAUUGACAGAUUUUGAUGUUAAUUAUAACUCAUGUUUUUUUUUUCUUUGUUAGGAUGAUCCACUGUUACAGAAAUACAAAAAGCUAAAUGAAGCUUUGGUUGGGAUUGUUGAGGACUAUAGUCUUGUCAGUUUUAUACCCUUGAGUGUAGAGGUAAUUUUUUAGCCUUUGUCGAAAUGUAUAUUUUCAUUAUUUAUCAGUUAAAAAGUUGUUUGUUUAUUUAUUUAUUAGAAUGUACUUUUUUUCUAUUUUUUUUUUUUUUUUUAAUAUUUAACACCAAAUGAGAAAGAGUGAGCUGGGAAACAAAUACUAUGUUGGCAAAUUUAUUUCAGGACAAAGAAAGCAUGCUAAGAGUUUUGAAAUGUGUUGACAAGUGCAAUGGCUAUGUGUUUGGAUCAAUGGAGGACAGGAGUCUAGAAUCACUGAUGUCUUGUGCUGUUGGAGCUGAGUUUGAAUAUGAGAAAAUCAAAGAUGUUAGAGAAAAAUACAUGGAGAUGGAUGAUGUGAGUGAAAUUGGUUGAGUUUGGUGUUUUGAUGUUUGUUUAAUGUUCACAAAUGAUUUGGUGGAAAUUUGUACGAUUUUUAGUUGACAUGUUAUUAAAAUGCUGAUGCAGGAUGUUGCCAAGUUUUAAUUGUUACUGAAAUGUUUGUAUGUUUUCAAAGAAUCAUACAUAAUUUUGUUUAUCUAUAUUUUGUCCUAAUUGUUGUAGUAACUGAAAGCUGCUGUUAUGUGUGAUUAUUUCCAAUUAUCUGAAAACAGUUUUGAAUAACCCAAGAAUCAAUGUAACUUUGGGAGUGUAGAGUCUUGUGUUCACUUUGUGGGCAAGCAUUCACAAAUUAUAGCAAGAUAAUUGGUUGUUACAAAGUUCAGCCAAACAUAUUUGAACAUCUUAUUACUUUGAGGUUGAUAUGGCUGCUACUUGUACUUUAUGUACAGUGUUUAUGGUAUGGUUAUUUUGUUUGACUUACGAUUGACUCUCCUAAAUCCUGGCUUGUAUAUAUAGAUGUAAAUAGCAACUCUCAGUGUUUGGCCUAUGAUUGAGUCCAUUGAAUCCUCAUAUGUAUACAUUAUAUAGAUGUAAAUAGCAACAUCACACCGUAAUCACAUUGGAUCUACAGACUGCUGAAAAUUUUUUUAAAAUGUAUUUUAAAAUUGAUUCCUUAACUUGUAAAACCUUGAAAUUUUAAUAAAAUUGACUUA